AUGUUGACGCGGCUGGGCGUGCGGCGGACGGCGGAGGUCGUGAGUGCAAGCAGUAGAGAGGUGGAGGAGGGUAAGCCUUACUACCAGAUUGAGAUGAGCGUCAAGUCAGAGGCGAACUCCAACCAACUGGCGGUCACCCCCAAAGAGACGGUCCCGUUCGUGGAGUGGGAGAGGAGAUACAUCACGGUUCAGGCGGUCGAAAAUAAGCGGCUAUACGAGCUGCGAGUACAAAUACCGGCUGAUAAAUAUGCCCAAGAACGGGCGCUUUUGAAAACGGUGCUAGACUCAUUCAGGACAUUCCCUGUUGAAAGCUUCGAAGGAGGCAAGCCUCUUGGAUAG
Messenger RNA from Klebsormidium nitens, 339 nucleotides. The record is from the annotation of a GenBank genome assembly. NCBI's taxonomy places the organism in Eukaryota, Viridiplantae, Streptophyta, Klebsormidiophyceae, Klebsormidiales, Klebsormidiaceae.